Ciona intestinalis (vase tunicate) is the source of this 1644-nucleotide messenger RNA. RefSeq names its product choline/ethanolamine transporter flvcr2a-like. Gene Ontology annotation, molecular function: heme transmembrane transporter activity; heme binding. The record is from RefSeq and is a predicted model, not a curated record. Lineage: Eukaryota; Metazoa; Chordata; Ascidiacea; Phlebobranchia; Cionidae. Gene Ontology annotation, cellular component: membrane. Gene Ontology annotation, biological process: transmembrane transport; heme export.
AUGGAAAGUUCGAUUGUUGAAAAUAAAUUCGAUUGUUUGUCAACAAAGGAACACAAUGGAGUGGUCACGUGGUUGGACGACGAUACGUCUUGUUACGUCACAGACACGUCAUUGUCGUUGCUUAGCGACGCUGAUGACGAAAUGUCGCACGGUUUGUUUAGCGAUGUUGAACGAAUGAAGGAACUCAACAACAACAACUCGUUCAUCGAAACUAUCGAUAAAUCUUUGGAUUAUCAACCGCUAGAUGGCGACGAAGAGAGUUGGGAGGAAUUGAAUGAUGAUGUCAUAAUGCCAACUAUGACACGAUGGAUGGUUUUAUUUGUGACGUGUUUCUCGAUAUUCAUCCGUUCGUUUGUGUCUGUCGUGUUCGGGCAAAUCAACGACGUUUUCUCCAAUUAUUACGUCAUCACUCCGGGAGCUGCUGAUUGGUUGACCAACUCUGCUACCAUGGCAACCAUCGUUGCCGUGCCAGUGGUUGCCAUGGUUACCAACCGCCGACCUAACUUCCGCACGAUGGCGCUGUUGAUGACGGGCAGUGCGUCAGUUGGCACAAUAAUGUUGACGGUUGCCAUGAUUGAUCGUGACAUCGGAUUCGUCGUCGCCAUCACCGGACAAACCAUCAUGGGCGUCAACAACGCAAUCGCGAUGACAAUCCCACCACUAGUGGCCGCUGUUUGGUUCCCUGAGACCGAAGUGACAACCGCCAUGGCAUCGGCGCUGAUGGCCGUCGGUGCGGGAGAUGCCGCGGGUUCCAUCGUGCCCCCAUCCAUUGUUGCCACCAGUGAUGUCAUAAUAGCCGGCGGUACGGGGUUUGAGGACUCGGCGAUUCUUGAAAAACUUCGGUUUCGAUUGGUUUCGAUGUUUGCCGUCACUGCUGGGUUGUCACUUGUCACUUUCAUUGUUGCCGUGGCGCAUGUCACCGAGAAACCUGCCGUGGCCCCAAGCCAGGCACAACUUCGACGCCACACGAUUGUCACAAACACCCAACUACACCCUCUGUACAAAAACAAAGAGUUUAUAUUAGUGGCGAUUCUUUACGGGAGUUCCGCGGCAUCAGCAGCGAACAGCGUCACUUUGUUGUCAACAAUGUCCCGUGAUGCUAUGGGGGGAAUACCCGGAGAUGAUAAUUAUGACCUCAUAGCAGGUCGUAUUAUGACAUCACUAUUCACAUUCUUUGCAAUUGGACCAAUCAUUGCAGGGCGUGCACUCGACCGGAACAAGAAAUAUCAAACGAUGGCUUUGAUUGGUUUAGCUGGGUUGGUUGUCGGGACAACAGGGACCACGUGUUCGCUCAUGCGCGGAAGCGUGGUUGGGUUGAUGACAUCACACUCCAUAUUAGGUUUGUUUAUGGGCGUGGCCGAGACAGCAUUGUUGGAGAUUGCAGCGGAGGUCACAUACCCCCACCCGGUGACCACAUUUUCCUCAAUACUUGUGAUGUCAUGGAUGACGUUCUUUAUAUUUCAACCAAUCGUGUCCAGGUAUGCACUGGGGAAUCCCCCAAUAUGGGCCAAAGGUUCAACGAUUGCCUCGCUCGUCCCGACCUCUUGCGCCAUCGUGUGUUUUAUUGUCGCACUUAUUUUUCUUCGUCCGAGUUAUAAUCGUCGACGCGCGACAACAGAAUCCACCCCAUUGUUACGUCAAUAA